Molecule: messenger RNA, 1132 nt
Organism: Lucilia cuprina (Australian sheep blowfly)
Lineage: Eukaryota; Metazoa; Arthropoda; Insecta; Diptera; Calliphoridae
Product: uridine phosphorylase 1
Exons: 7
Coding region: 137-1048 (303 amino acids)
Biological process (GO): nucleotide catabolic process; uridine catabolic process
Cellular component (GO): cytosol; cytoplasm
Molecular function (GO): uridine phosphorylase activity
Source: RefSeq, a predicted model, not a curated record
AGUCACAAACAAGUAAUCAAAGCGUUAAGAACGCCAGUGAGAACAAUUUAAUAAAUUCCAUACAUUUAAAUUUUUUAUUAAAAGUAAACAAAAAGUUAUAAAUAUCAACUAAUAAAAUUAUCUUAAAGUGCCAAAUAUGUCCAAGUUAGGUGUAGCAACUUUAAAAAAUCCCAAUUUAGAUACAAUGAAAUCAGAUUUCUUGUAUCAUAUAGAUAUAAAUAUACCGGAUACUAGAGAUACAUCAGAUAUACAACAACGAUUUGGCGAUGUUAAGUUUGUUUGCAUGGGUGGUACUAAAAAUCGCAUGCUCGACUUGGCAAAAUAUUUGCGUGGCCUACUUGAACCGGAGAAUAAAACUGAAGAAUUUAUCGAUAUAAGUGCUGCCGGUAAUCGUUAUGCCAUCUUUAAGGUGGGUCCAGUUUUGUGUUGUUCUCACGGCGUGGGUAUGAGCACCAUGAGUGUGGUGUUACAUGAACUUUUAAAACUUGUGUAUUAUGCCAAAUGUCAGGAUCCUAUAUUUAUACGAUUAGGAACAAGUGGCGGUAUUGGUGUGGAACCCGGUACCGUCGUUAUCACUAAAGAUGCUUAUAAUGGUUACUUGAAAAAUGAACAUGAAAUUGCCAUUUUGGGCCAAAGAAUUGUGCGACCUGCCAAUUUUGACCCUACACUGGCUCAAGAACUUUUAGAAUGUUCGAAGGGAUCCUUUGACUAUAAUGUUGUUUUGGGCAAUACAAUGGGAGCAGAGUGUUUUUAUGAAGGUCAAGGACGUCUAGAUGGUUCCAGUUGUCAUUAUACUGAAAAUGAUAAAAUGGCAUUUAUUCAACAGUGUUACGAUAAGGGUAUACGUAAUAUUGAAAUGGAAGCCACUAUGUUUUCGUCUCUAACCAAACAUGUGGGUGUUAAGGCAGCCGAUAUCUGUGUUACACUAAUAAAUCGUUUUGAAGGAGAUCAGAUUAAAAUUACCAAAGAACAAAAACAUGAUUUCGAACAAAGACCUUUCAAUAUAGUGGGUGCUUAUAUACAAAAAGUGUUGGCGCAGCGCAAGUGAAAUCACAUUUAGUAUAAUUUUAUUUAAAAUAUUUUUAUUAAACAUAUUUUUUUUAAUUUUAAAAUAAAAUCGCUUUUUAAAGUU